AUGUACAGCUCAACCCAAUCCCUCCUCCUCCCCUCCUCAUUAUCAUCCUCCACUCCUCCUCCUCCUCAUUGUCCUCCUCCACUCCUCCUCCUCGUUAUCACCCUUCACGUCUUCUCCUCCUCAUUAUCAUCCUCCACUCCUCCUCCUCCUCAUUAUCAUCCUCCACUCCUCCUCCUCCUCCUUGUCCUCCUCCACUCCUCCUCCUCCUUAUCACCCUUCACGUCUUCUCCCCCUCAUUAUCAUCCUCCACUCCUCCUCCUCUCCUCAUUAUCAUCCUUCCCUCCUCCUCCUCUGUCCUCCUCCACUCCUCCUCCUCCUUAUCACCCUUCACGUCUUCUCCCCUCCUCCUCCUCCUCCUCAUUAUCAUCCUCCCCUCCUCCUCCUCAUUAUCAUCCUUCCCUCCUCCUCCUCAUUAUCAUCCUCCACUCCUCCUCCUUCCCCGCAUUAUCAUCCUUCACUCCUUCUCCUCCUAAUUAUCAUCCUCCCAUCCUCCUUCUCUCCUUAGUAUCAUCCUCCACUCCUCCUCCUCCUCAUUAUCAUCCUUCAUUUCUCCUCCUCCUCUCCUCCUCCUUCUUUUGA
Molecule: messenger RNA, 579 nt
Organism: Mizuhopecten yessoensis (Yesso scallop)
Lineage: Eukaryota; Metazoa; Mollusca; Bivalvia; Pectinida; Pectinidae
Product: formin-like protein 14
Exons: 1
Coding region: 1-579 (192 amino acids)
Source: RefSeq, a predicted model, not a curated record